UGGCCCACGCUGCCUGGUCACACUACAGCGAAAAGGAAAACAAAAGUCGCAGAAUAAAAAUCAGCAUUGAAUUUGUACACAAUUCCUUUGCAUAAUUACAUCCCACCCAGCCGAAUAUCUGAUGCACACAGACUGGCGAUGAAGCCCCAGACAAAGCGGAAGUCCUUCCCCUUCAAUGCCCCGCCGCCGGGCGGAAUAAUGGAGUUCGGAUUCGGGAGCUGCAGCGGGUUUGGGAAUCCGACGGAGAACGACCUGGUCAAGUGGCAGCAUAAGCGGAAAUCGGAGCUGCAGGCGACGGCAGUGCUACCGCCCAAGAUGCUUAUAACCGGAAGAAUCACCCAGCACUUCAGCGGACUGUCGCUGGACCCCAAGAUCAAUGUGUCCGCGUCAGCCGUCGUUAGCAACAACAACAGCGUGGCCAGCGUCACGGGCGGACUGGCCACGGAUGAUAUACCGUCCACCAGCACCGGGAAGACGCACCACCCCAAUCCCGCCUACCAAAUGGCGGCCAUGGAAUUGGAGCAGAAGCUGCGCAACGCCAAUCGCAUUGUGAUCUGCGAGGGCCUCAAGCCGGGAUCGGGACCCGGAUCUGCACCACCUGUAAUACCACCGGAGUGGCUGAUAAAAACCAUACCGCGUCCCUGCACCGCCUUGGUGCCCUGGCAGCCGUCGCCCCUACAGAUCCCAAUGCCGAGUGCCAAGAUGGGGGCACCGCAAAUUGUGGCCCCCAUGGCCGGAGCACCGGCUGUCCAGGAGCUGGACGACUACGAUGACGAUCUGGAGUUCUUUGAGAACAACAACACGUGCAGUGUGAACCUAAACAAGUCUGAGCAAGAGCAUAUGGACGAGGACCUGUAGCAAAAGCCAUAUCCAUAUAUUAUCCUAAAGCAUAAGCAUAAAAGUGUAGAUUUGUAUGUCCGUAUCCGUAAGAACACAGUUGAUAGCAUGCAAGAAUACUCCCCUCCUUAUUUUGUAUUACUAUUGAAAAUAGAUAGAUGUAUGUGAUUUAAUCCCAA
Drosophila suzukii is the source of this 1016-nucleotide messenger RNA. It is a transcript of the gene Mst85C, whose product is annotated as Mst85C. NCBI's taxonomy places the organism in Eukaryota, Metazoa, Arthropoda, Insecta, Diptera, Drosophilidae. The record is from RefSeq and is a predicted model, not a curated record.